Messenger RNA from Daphnia pulicaria, 1099 nucleotides. RefSeq lists its product as uncharacterized. The transcript has 2 exons. The record is from RefSeq and is a predicted model, not a curated record. The coding region runs from base 18 to 1028 and encodes 336 amino acids. Lineage: Eukaryota; Metazoa; Arthropoda; Branchiopoda; Diplostraca; Daphniidae.
UCCGCUGUCACCCAACGAUGUCAAAGAUGCAGAUGUGGCUCUUGUUGGCAACGGCCAGUUGUGUGAUUGCUCUAUCGACUGCCCGACAAGCUCCUAUCCGCAAUCCAAAUGAAUCCAACAGAAACAGCGGUUACAACAAUGACUACAACAGACCCUCCAACAACCGGCCCAAUUAUAACCGGCCCACCUAUAACAAUAACAACUAUCAGAGGCCUUCUGUUCCAAUGGAGUUGCACUUUAAUUUCACAUUGCCCGAAAAUGGACUGCCAGCUAUCAAAUUGAAUGUGGGCGCGGUGUCGCAGUACUUGGACGAAAUGUAUAAGAAGAUUUCCACCAUGAACAGUUCGUCUGUUCCUUCGAAAAUCAAGAAAACUCUACUCGUCAAAAUCAAGAACCCCAACAAACCAGUUAGACCCAUUCCGGCCGAAGUCUUUGCCGCCGGUUUGCCAAGAGGAGCCUUGAUUCCGGGUGAUGUCGUCAAGCCGUGCCGCAAGUUCAUCAUCUCCACCUGUAACAUCCUGUGCACGGUGCAGCAGACCAGCUGCCGUUCCAUUUGCGAUGGCCGAGUCGACUGUCUCGCAGGCUGUGAAACGAGUCUUAGAACUUGCGCCAGCUUCUGCGAUUCGACUUUCAGUCAGAUGGAUGCCAAAUUGGCAGAGGCUGCAAACGCCCUCAUGGACAAAAUUGAACAAAUUGAUAGCGUAGCACAAAUCUCGAGUAAAGUACCACUGAUCGAUGAAUUCCAAAAUGAAAUUCCAAACUUCAAGUUUUACUUGCCCAAGUGUCUUCAAAAUUGUGGCUCCAACGCAACUUGCACCAAUCAAUGUCAUUAUAUCUGUCACAGCGUAUUGGAAAAGCCCGUUGCACAGUACGCUCAGACUCAGUAUUCACCGGUUAUUUAUGCACGUCCUAACGUUCCUGCUCUUCCAAGUGGAUACCCAGUUGGUUCAGGAAUAAGAGAAGGUGAUGGUUCCGAUGUCAACGAUGAGCUGCUGAAAGAUGAUGACAAAGAAAAUGACAAACGCUAAUUUUUUCGUCCAAACUUUUAUUAAAUUAAUUUGUAUUGAUUUCGCGCUUUCGUGUAUUAUUUGUGCUGUUU